Molecule: messenger RNA, 1797 nt
Organism: Cuscuta epithymum
Lineage: Eukaryota; Viridiplantae; Streptophyta; Magnoliopsida; Solanales; Convolvulaceae
Source: the annotation of a GenBank genome assembly
AAGAUGCAGAUUUUCGUGAAAACCCUCACGGGCAAGACAAUCACCCUUGAGGUUGAGUCUAGUGACACCAUCGACAAUGUCAAGGCUAAGAUUCAAGACAAGGAAGGAAUUCCACCGGAUCAGCAGAGGCUGAUUUUUGCUGGGAAGCAGCUGGAAGAUGGCCGUACCCUCGCUGAUUACAACAUUCAGAAAGAGUCUACCCUGCAUCUGGUGUUGAGGCUUCGUGGAGGAAUUAUUGAACCGUCUUUGGUAGCUUUGGCUAGAAAGUUUAACCAAGAAAAAACGAUAUGCCGCAAGUGCUAUGCUCGCUUGCACCCUCGAGCUGUCAACUGCCGCAAGAAGAAGUGUGGGCAUAGCAAUCAGUUGAGGCCAAAGAAGAAGAUCAAGUAGAUGAUGCAUCUGAAGGUUUUCAGGGCCAUUGUUGGGUCUGCUUCACUGUUGUCUGUAUGUUUUGUGUUGUCUUAAAUUAUCGAUAUGGAUCUUGGUACUCUAAAAUGUAAUUGCAUCAAGUUUGAUGCUGUUUUAUUCCUGUUUUUGUUGAACUUUUUAGCAAACUUUUAACAUUAUAUGCACAUCGCGUUCAAAUGCGAUUACUAUUUACUACUACUAUUAAAUCUAAGAUGCUUGGAAUGCACGCUCAUUAGUGUGCCGGUUUGAACUUUGAAAUCCAAACUAUUAGUGAGCUCCCACAUUGUAAAUUUCACAUGUUAAAAUAAAUAAUUUUUUUUGAAAGGAGGGGGAUUUAUGUACUGCCUUCCAGGCUUCCACCACCCCAAAAUAAGCUCCCAAUUCAAAAGAGGGGAUGUAACUCCUGAAAGUGGAGAACUAAAGAGGUUUUUGUGUUUGGCUAGAGGAAAAGGGAUGAAAGUUUAAUUGAAUGAAUUUCUUAAUUAUCAUUAUUCAUAAAAUCACUUUCAUGUUUUUUUUAACUUGAAAAUUUUACUUUUAUUUUUUGUUUUUACUUUUGUAAUUGAAAAUUUUACUUUUGUAAUUGAAAGUUUUAAAUUUUUGUUUUUACUUUUGUAAUUGAAAAUUUUAAAUUUUCAAAUUUUUUUUUUAAAAUAUUUGAACUUUUGAUCCUUUAAGCUUUUAACCUUUAAAACUUACUAUGUAUAAGUAUGUGUGACUCGGGCCGGUUUGGGCCCGGCACGGGCCUCUGGUUCAGGAAUGGGGGGCCCGGAACCGGUUCUGGGCCGGGCCUUGGGCCUUAGUUAUUUUUUUGUUUCUCUUUUCCUAGUUAACCCCCAACCCUCCCCAUCACGCCCAAACCAUCCCAAAUUGUCCAAAAUACCUAGUCCAACCCAAAAAGUAAAAAAAAUUGAAAAAAAAAUUAAAAAGGCCUGGAACCGGGCCCGAACCUGCCGGGCCGGUUUGUGAUUUGGGGGGCUGAGCCUGGACCAGACCCCCAACGGGUCGGGCCUACCCGGACCGGUCAUUGACCGGGCCACCGGGCCGGAACAGUGCCGGGCCGAGCCGGUUCUGGGUUGGGUCACCCGGCCCGAGUCCACCUCCAUGUGGCUACGUAUAAGUAUACAAGUCUUUCAGUCUUUAAGUAUUUAGAUUGCUAAGUUUUCACGUUUAUAGAUUUUUAAGUUUUUAAACUUAUAAAUUUUAAAUUUUUUUAUAUUUUAUAAAGUUUUAAAAUUUAAAUUUUUUGUUUUUACAAAUUUUGGAUCUUUCUGUUUUUAUUCUUUCAGUUGAGUUUUUAGAAGAUGUUUCAAGUCUUCGGUUUUUUUUUCUGUUAACAAUACAUGUCCUCCGAAUUACCUUGAUUUGGAUUUUGGGGAAUUGGUGGUG